CUAAAAUCAUAACAAAUCAUCUUAUUUUAAUACUGAAAUUCUCACCUAACUCUUGUUUGAUUCCUUCCUUUGUUUUAGUUGUCUCCCAAAAUCUUAAUUUUUUUUUAUUUGGUUCUCCUUUAUCGUGUUGUUAGCGGCAAAAAAGGUAUGUUCGGAAAUGGAUUUUCUCUUCAGAGGCCUAAAUGAGGAUUGUUCACCUUCCCAAAUGGACAUUCUCAGAUGUCCAUUUUUGAGAAACAUUAACGAGCCAACUAACUUUUCCUUCUCGUAUGCCAUGCCGGUUCGAGGAGCUAAAGGUCCAAUAUUUGAAGAUAGUUCCAAUUUUGACAUGGCAUUCAGGCUUUUCCACGGACUUGAUGGAGUAGUUCCGCUAUCUGAACGAUCUUCCUUGCGUAUUGAGAAAGCGGAGACCGAAACAGCCCCACCAAAGUUCAAUCCUUUGGCUGCAAAGGCAGCCACCAUUAGUCUCUCAUCCUUCGGACCAGGAGGGCCUUUCAGUUUUGAUGCAUUUUCUAAUAAGUGGAACAAUCAGAAAGGAAAAUCAAAAUCAUCUAAGAAAGAGUCUUCUUCACAGGGAGGAAAUUCGAACCACGAAGCAUUUGGCAAUGAAUGGCUGCAAAACGGUAACUGUCCGAUUGCAAAGUCAUUUAGGGCGGUUAGCGGUGUUUUGCCUCUAGUUGCCAAGGUUUUUCAGCCACCUCCAGGGAUGAAAUACAGUUGCCCACCUGCAGUUGUUGCUGCUCGGGCAGCACUUGCACAAACCGCGUUUGCCAAAAAACUCCGCCCGCAAUCCUUACCCACAAAAGUACUGGUGAUUGGGAUGUUAGGCAUGGCAGCAAACGUUACGUUAGGGAUAUGGCGGGAACACACUGAAAAAUUCUCACUGUCUUGGUUCGUGGCUAUCCAUGCAGCCGUUCCAUUUAUAGCCAUGCUCCGGAAAUCUGUCCUGAUGCCGAAAACAGCUAUGGUUUUUACCAUUGCUGCAUCUGUAUUAGGACAGGUUAUCGGCUCGAGGGCAGAACGACUCCGAUUGAAAGCAGUAGCGGCAAAACAGUUAGGUAUCGAGGAAUCAUCAGUUUCCAUCAGCGGUACAAAUCAUUUAGACGUUGUUUCCGUUAAAAAUGGUGAUGGCAGGAAAGAUGCUGAACAGGAUCCAAUUUCUAUGCUGGUGCCAAUUGCAAGGCCAUCUUCGUUCACUGAAGCUACCGCUAUUUCUGCAUAAUUGUAUAAUUCUUUU
Molecule: messenger RNA, 1237 nt
Organism: Hibiscus syriacus
Lineage: Eukaryota; Viridiplantae; Streptophyta; Magnoliopsida; Malvales; Malvaceae
Exons: 4
Coding region: 158-1222 (354 amino acids)
Cellular component (GO): chloroplast
Source: RefSeq, a predicted model, not a curated record